AUGGUCAACAUACUCCGCACAUACCCACAUGUCAUAGGUAUGGAUUCUACUUACAAGACCAAUCGAUAUAACAUGCCUUUCUUUGAGGUAGUAUGCGUGACACCGACAAACCAGAAAUUUCUAGUUGGAUAUGUUUUCAUGCGGUGGGUGUUGCAGAGAUUAAGGGAGUUGAUUGGGUUUGAUAUAGAGCCAUCUGUAUUUAUUUCAGACCGUGAUCUUGGGCUUUGUGCGGCUUUGAGAGAAGUCUUUCCAUGGACGUCGCAUUUACUCUGUCUAUGGCACAUCAACAGAGAUGUGGAGGCUAAGGUGACGAAGAUGUUUGGAAACAAGAUGGUUGGUGUCAGUUUUAGAGCUGGGAGAUGGUUCAAAAUCGUGAAUGCAACAACACAGGCGGAGUAUGAUCGUGCUCUAACUGCCAUGCAAAUUCUUCAUUUUGGUAACACCACCAACUGCAGAGUUGAGAGCCAACAUUCAGUAGUGAAAACUUGGUUUGAAUCAUCCACAGAAUCAUUAGCAGGUGCUUUCGAUACCGUAUGGGCCCGAGUCCAUUGUCAUAUCGGUAAUCGCAUCAUACAAAUUCGUAAUGAGUUGGAGGCAUCAAGGUCUAAAAUUAGUCAGAUGUACAGACAGUUGCCACUGUCACGUAUAAAUGGCAAAGUGUCUCAACAUUGCUUAAAAGUUCUGGAUAAGGAGACGAAAAGGAUGCGGGAUUUGAGUUACCAGAUACAUGAUUCGAUAGUUUCACAGACAAGAUUGUAUAGUAGCCAAAUUCAUUCUUUCUGGAAGAUAUUGGUUAUUGGUGAUGGUGUUAACAUUCCUGAUGUGGUAAAUGAUUCGACCGAGGAGGCUGCACAUUUUCGGUCCCUAAUCGACGAAGUCAUGGAAAGUGACCCAGCCGUACGCCGAAAUGUAACGCGAAUCAUUGAAGAGGAGCUACAUCCAGAUCAUUCACACCUUGAAGAACCACAUAUCAACCUUAACACUCGUGGUCGACUGAAGAGAAAUAACACUAGGCGUGAUCGUAGCUAUUUCGAGCAUGUGAACCGUCAACACACUCAACGUGGUGGUGACCUAGAACCAGAUCCAAGUGACAUUAGUCAAUGCAGGUAUUUGAACUUGCUUCCAGCCCCAAUGUUGCCGUACAUUAUGUUUUGGAAGGAUGUCAUCGGUGAUGGGAACUGUGGCUUUCGUUGUGUCGCCGACUUCUUCUUUGGCGAUCAAAAUCAGUGGUUUGACGCUCGGGAAACAAUAGCGAACGAGAUCGCUGGUCAUCCUGCUUUGUACGAACGGAUUUACGGGCUUGGGCGACUUUGGAUGAACGUGGAGCGUAUUCGAUGGGAUGGUGGGGCUGUCGGGGAGCAGCAUUGGAUGGUUACAAUUCAAGAUUUAUUUCCUAUUACUACGUGGUUCAACGCAAGGGUGAUUUGUCUCGGAGUAGGCCUAGUACCAACUUGCUACUACCCAUGCAUCACAGUCUUACCGCUUAGGGCACGCAACGGGGUUCGGUCACCGACUCGAGAGUUUGUGAUUGCUACAGUUGGUGGAUCACAUUUUAUCCAUCUUGACCUUGUACCUAAUUCACCACUCCCGCCGAUCGCCGGUUGGUGGACGGAACACCACGAGGAUAGUGUCAAUGGAUGGGAACAAGUUUAUCAAUUGAGAAGGGACAUGUGGGAUGCAUUAGUUAGGUAG
This is a messenger RNA of Chenopodium quinoa (quinoa), 1692 nucleotides long. RefSeq lists its product as uncharacterized. Lineage: Eukaryota; Viridiplantae; Streptophyta; Magnoliopsida; Caryophyllales; Amaranthaceae. The coding region runs from base 1 to 1692 and encodes 563 amino acids. The transcript has 5 exons. The record is from RefSeq and is a predicted model, not a curated record.